This is a messenger RNA of Mucor velutinosus, 1344 nucleotides long. RefSeq lists its product as uncharacterized. Lineage: Eukaryota; Fungi; Mucoromycota; Mucoromycetes; Mucorales; Mucoraceae. Bases 1 to 1344 code for a protein of 447 amino acids. The record is from RefSeq and is a predicted model, not a curated record. The transcript has 2 exons.
AUGAAAGAGAUCAAGUGGCAAUUUUCAAUAUUUCUUCUUGUCAUAACAACCGUAUUCAGUUUGAUAGUCAAUGCUGCUGCUUUAAAUGAAAAACGAGAUACUGGUACUAGAGUAACCACCACUAUUUCCACCACGACUCACCAUCGCUCUCAUCACCAUUCCAAGAAGCAUCACCAUCACAAUUCGUCCAGCUCAAUUUCUGCUAGAGCAACAAAGACCAUCCGAAACUGCUCCUUGGCUUCAAUUCAGCAAAAGCAUUUGAAGACAAAAUCCUUGAGACAUCACAAGUUGCCUCAUACACAGACUAUUUAUGUAUGUGAUAGAUCAAAGCAUACCAAAACAACAAUCAAGAAGCACUCAACCAAGAAGCACUCAACCAAGAAGCACAACAGUCAAUCCUCUCACAAGAAGAGUGUUCAACCAAAGAGUAAAUCUAAAAAGCACUCUACUACCAAGGAGCACAAGAGCAAAAAGCACACCACCACCACUAUUAAACACAAGAGCAAGAAGCAACCUGCCUCGACUAAAACAAGAAAAGUUAAAGCUGUAACCACAACUCAUAAAUCUAGUGAAACAUCAACUUCUUCUGUUGUUGCUGAAGCUUUACCUACUUCAGAUACCACCAUUACUACUACUUCUAUUGAUAAUAAUAAUAAUGCCAAUGAUUCCAAUACCAAUGAUGUUAGUGCUGCCAACAACAACAACAACAACAACAACAACAACAACAAUACCAAUGAUACCGCUGAUGCUGCUUCUUCUGAAGAUGCUACUGCCACUGCUGAACCCUUGGCUGCUGCUGGUGCUGGUGCUGCCCCUUCUGCUUCUACCACACCUACUGAUAACAACAAUCAAGUCUCUGCUCAAAGUGUCAAUAACGGCCAAGCCAUCAACAACGAACCUCAAAGCCAAGUUAUUGGCGUCUCCAUUGGUGCUGUUGUUGGUUGUCUAGCUGCUGCUGGUUUAGCUGGUAUGUUUAUCUAUAAGCGCAAGCAAAACUCCAAGCACGAUCAAGACGUUGAAGACUUGAAUCAAACAAGUGAAGUCAAUACACGUUGGCGUACACAAUCUUUCAUGGCUGUUGUUGCUGGCGCCGUCGCCAAGCUACCUAAUCGAAGCAACUCGUCUAGUUCAACUCGUUCUGGUGGUGUAUUGGGCAGUAUUCGUAGAGCAGCAAGCAAUGCUUCUAGUAAGCUGUCAAGAUCAACUAGUAGAUCUAGUACACAAAGCUAUGGUAUUGCCGUUUCUGGACCUAUACCUGCUAUUCAACGUAUCGAUGGCGACCAAGCUACCUACUAUGCUGAACCAUCUAGUCCAUCGGGCCAUCAUCAUACACACGCUUAUUAG